Messenger RNA from Durusdinium trenchii, 378 nucleotides. NCBI's taxonomy places the organism in Eukaryota, Dinophyceae, Suessiales, Symbiodiniaceae. The record is from the annotation of a GenBank genome assembly.
AUGUCCCGCUCGGGCAAAAGACCCCUCCUGGCAGGCACGGCUCACGGCUUCUUGGAUGUGGGGUUGGAGUCUUGGCUCCUGUGGCGUGGAAGAUGGGUUUCCACGAAGGUGAUGGAGACCUACGCGCAAGAAGCUUGGUCUUUUCAGUUCUUGCCAGGAAGCAGAUUUGGAAAGGGGCUCGAAUUCCCCCUUGAGCUCUCAGAUUGGUUUCGUUGGCGUGAAGACAUGGUCGCAAUUUUUGUGGGCCCACGUGGCCGGAAGAGUCGCUCCAGUGCGGCUUCUGCCAGUGGUUGUGUGCAUUUCCACAAAAACCAAAAACCGAGAGGCAAACAUGUGCUUGGAAGGUCUUAUAACAAUGACAUUAACAACAAUAUAUGA